Molecule: messenger RNA, 1848 nt
Organism: Haliotis rufescens (red abalone)
Lineage: Eukaryota; Metazoa; Mollusca; Gastropoda; Lepetellida; Haliotidae
Exons: 1
Coding region: 1-1848 (615 amino acids)
Source: RefSeq, a predicted model, not a curated record
AUGAUCUCAAAGCGCACGAAGUACUGUUCACCUCAACACAACGAUGACAGUGAGAUUACCACGAAGUACUGUUCACCUCAACACAGCGAUGACAGUGAGAUUACCACGGAGUACUGUUCACCUCAACACAGCGAUGACAGUGAGAUUACCACGGAGUACUGUUCACCUCAACACAGCGAUGACAGUGAGAUUACCACGAAGUACUGUUCACCUCAACACAGCAAUGACAGUGAGGUUACCACGAAGUACUGUUCACCUCAACACAACGAUGACAGUGAGAUUACCACGGAGUACUGUUCACCUCAACACAACGAUGACAGUGAGAUUACCACGGAUUUCUGUUCACCUCAACACAACGAUGACAGUGAGGUUACCACGAAGUACUGUUCACCUCAACACAACGAUGACAGUGAGGUUAUCACGAAGUACUGUUCUGCUCAACACAGCGAUGACAGUGAGGUUACCACGAAGUACUGUUCACCUCAACACAACGAUGACAGUGAGAUUACCACGGAGUACUGUUCACCUCAACACAACGAUGACAGUGAGAUUACCACGGAGUACUGUUCACCUCAACACAACGAUGACAGUGAGAUUACCACGAAGUACUGUUCACCUCAACACAGCGAUGACAGUGAGAUUACCACGGAGUACUGUUCACCUCAACACAACGAUGACAGUGAGGUUACCACGAAGUACUGUUCACCUCAACACAACGAUGACAGUGAGGUUAUCACGAAGUACUGUUCUGCUCAACACAACGAUGACAGUGAGGUUAUCACGAAGUACUGUUCACCUCAACACAACGAUGAGAGUGAGGUUACCACGAAGUACUGUUCACCUCAACACAACGAUGACAGUGAGAUUACCACGAAGUACUGUUCACCUCAACACAACGAUGAGAGUGAGGUUACCACAAAGUACUGUUCAUCUCAACACAACGAUGACAGUGAGGUUAUCACGAAGUACUGUUCACCUCAACACAACGAUGACAGUGAGGUUACCACGAAGUACUGUUCACCUCAACACAACGAUGACAGUGAGGUUACCACAAAGUACUGUUCACCUCAACACAACGAUGACAGUGAGGUUACCACGAAGUACUGUUCACCUCAACACAACGAUGACAGUGAGAUUACCACGGAGUACUGUUCACCUCAACACAACGAUGACAGUGAGGUUACCACGAAGUACUGUUCACCUCAACACAACGAUGACAGUGAGGUUACCACGAAGUACUGUUCACCUCAACACAACGAUGACAGUGAGGUUACCACGAAGUACUGUUCACCUCAACACAACGAUGACAGUGAGAUUACCACGAAGUACUGUUCACCUCAACACAACGAUGAGAGUGAGGUUACCACGGAGUACUGUUCACCUCAACACAACGAUGACAGUGAGGUUAUCACGAAGUACUGUUCACCUCAACACAACGAUGACAGUGAGGUUACCACGAAGUACUGUUCACCUCAACACAACGAUGACAGUGAGGUUACCACGAAGUACUGUUCACCUCAACACAACGAUGACAGUGAGAUUACCACGGAGUACUGUUCACCUCAACACAACGAAGACAGUGAGGUUACCACGAAGUACUGUUCACCUCAACACAACGAUGACAGUGAGAUAACCACGAAGUACUGUUCACCUCAACACAACGAUGACAGUGAGGUUACCACGAAGUACUGUUCACCUCAACACAACGAUGACAGUGAGGUUAUCACGAAGUACUGUUCUGCUCAACACAACGAUGACAGUGAGGUUAUCACAAAGUACUGUUCACCUCAACACAACGAUGACAGUGAGGUUACCACAAAGUACUGUUCAUCCUCAACACAGCGAUGA